Molecule: messenger RNA, 561 nt
Organism: Ogataea polymorpha
Lineage: Eukaryota; Fungi; Ascomycota; Pichiomycetes; Pichiales; Pichiaceae
Exons: 1
Biological process (GO): translation
Cellular component (GO): mitochondrion; ribosome; small ribosomal subunit
Molecular function (GO): structural constituent of ribosome
Source: RefSeq, a predicted model, not a curated record
ACAAACAGGCCGCUGCCUAUCAACGCUGAGCUCAACUACUACGCCCCCCUGAAGCACGAGGUCAAAUACGGGCAUCUCAAGGCAGAGAUCGUGUUCAAGUCCUUUGAGCCAAAAAACCUCGAGUUCAUUGCAGACUUUGCGCUCAGAGUCGCUUACUAUUUGGGGCUGCCAGCCACAGGACCGCUUCCGAUGCCUAAAAGGACAGAAAGAUGGACAGUCAUCAAAUCUCCGUUCGCUCACGCCAAGGUGAAAGAGAAUUUUGAAAGACACACGCAUGGACGUGUUGUCAAGAUCUGGGACUCCGACAAUGAGGUCAUUGAUAUCAUGCUAAGCGUGCUCCAGAAGCACUCCAUGUGGGGAGUCGGUAUGAAGUGCAACAUGUACGUCCAGGAGCCUUUGGGAAUGGGCAACACCAUGGCUAAGCUGCCGGACGGUGACAAACAGGUGUCGGACCUUGCUUCGACCCUCGAAACAUUGGAGGGCGAGUCCCAAUCUCCGGUCGCUCAGAGGGUUGCAGAGCUGCUGCAAGACCCUAUUUUCACCCAGCACCUGGACUCCAGA